CAGCUGUGUUUGGAGAUCAAUCUUUAUAUCUGUUUAGUAUUCUAGUGAACUUCAGGAUGGCUUGUUUAUCUAGUUCGAACUUCAAGGUUGAGGAGCCUAGCAACCAUUACAACAACUGAAAUUUGCAAUUGUUCAUAUUUUUAUUUUUUGGUAAGAAAUCUGCAGUUUUCUCGGUUGAAGUCAUACUGAAGUUCAAAUCACCUCUUAUGAACUGAAAAACUCGUAGGGACAGAUGGAAUUCAUUUCAUUAAUGUAUCCAUUCCUACCAAGCAGAUUACGAAAAUUACUCAAUUCAUCCACAAUGAUGUCAUCAGAACAAUUAAUUCUAAAAAUCUAAUUGAAAUUAUCAAGAACACAUUCAUAGGAAAAUAACUUCAGUUGAUAAAGAUAACAUAGACAUUUAAUUUUAUAACUACUAUAAUUAUGAGUUCAAUUUGUUAUUAUAAAGUGUUAGGUUUAACUAAAACAGCUACAGAUGAAGAAGUACGUCGUGCAUAUCGUCGUUUAGCGCUUAAAUGGCAUCCAGAUAAAAAUCCAACAAAUUCAGAAGAAGCAGAAAAAAAAUUUAAAGAAAUUAGUGCAGCAUAUGAAGUUUUAUCUGAUCCACAAAAGCGUUCUGUCUAUGAUUGUCAUGGUAAAGAUGGCUUAAAUCGUACUCAUGUAAAAACGUCUAAAUCAUCAAGACCACCUAGUGGACGACGUCGACAUACAGCAUCAGGAACAUUUUUCACAGAUGAUAUAUUUGAUACAAGUGACUUCUUUCCAUUUAAUGAUUUCGGCUUUACAUUUCGAGAUCCUGAAGAAGUGUUCCGUGAAUUUUUCAGUAAACAUGUGGAUAUGAUGAAUGCAUUUAUGGAUACAGCUGGUCUAUUUCGAUCACACAGUCAUUUACAUGAUAUAUUUAAUAAUGACCAUCAUUUCAAUGUAUUACCUAGUCGUCAUUUACAUCAUACAACUAGUUGUAAAUCAACUAAUGAACAUCAACCACGAUUUCAUCAUGUCGAACGUUUACGCAAAACAAGUUUACCACAAAAUGUACCAGUACGUAGUUUAUCUACAAAGACAUCAUAUAGUUUUAACUUUGGUAGUUCUAGUCGUUCUGGUCAUCCACCAGUAAGAAAAGAAACAUUUCGAUCAACUUCAACUAAAAUUGAAAAUGGAAAAUGUGUAACAACACGUAAAAUAGUACAAGAUGGUAUAGAAACAAUUGAAGUAGAAGAAAAUGGUAUAUUAAAAAUGAAAACAAUCAAUGGUCAACCGGUUGCUAUUGCUAGUGGUUAAAAUCAUGUAUAUUUAUUAUUCAUAUAGUGAUAAUAUUCUUUUCUAUAAUAAAAUUCUAAAGUAUUUUCUUUUUUAAAAUAUAAUUUUAAGAAAUGUGUAUACAUAAAUCUGUUUCAUAAUGAUAAAAAUAAUAGUAAUGACCAUUAUUAUUAUUAUUAUUAUUAUUAUUAUUACUGGUAGUAGUCGUAAUAUAAUUUUUAUUGUAUUUUCUUUCUGCAUAUGUAUUUAAAUAAUUUGCUCUAACUAAAGAUACUAUGAAUGUACUAUCCAAUGUUCCAUUCUAACGCUCGAUACAUAUGUUUUAAUUAAGUUUCAAACUAAUCAGUUUACAUUUGUUUUCUACAGAGCUGUUUAGAAACUUUCACAGAUUUCUUUUCUUUUUUUGUUUUGUUUUGGACAAUUCAAUGAAUUGACUACAUGCAAACAAUUUUUGUUUACUAUCUGUAUGUUGUAGCUAACUGUAUUACCAUAUUUUCACAAAUUUAAUAGCUUUUUUCUUUGAGAUGCUUUUCAUCUAUCUUUUGGGUCGUCUUUUUCGCUGUUUUCUCCUUUCUUAAAUGUUUAUAAAAUUCGGAUGUUUUCGAAUACUUAUCUUUUCUUCUCUUUGUGUUAAAUCAUUAUUUUCAGAAUGAAUGUCUUCAAUUAAUAUUGUUACUUAUAUUUUCUAACACCUUUCCUAAAUUAGUUUCGAAUUUUCUUGUUCCUAUCUUUUAUCUGUAUACCCGUGUUUCAUAAAUAGUUUAUCUUCAGUCUACUGUGAUUUAUAUUGUUAUUGAUCUCUUUAUGCUGUAUUUUAUUUGCCUAUUCAUAAAUACAUUUAUGAUCAUCGACUAGUGAUGACAGAUAAAAUAUUUUGGGUGUAAGCUAUGUGGAUAUGUGUAUAGACUUUUUUAAGAUUUUAGUUAACGUCAUAUGUAUGUGUAUGUGCACUGAGUGAUGUUGUUAUUGGCGCUAAUAUACAGAUGCAAACACACUUGAUCAUAAAUAAUGCACAAUAAGGGGAUUAACAUCAAUGAAAUUGCUUUUCCUAAUCAAUUUCAUUUUAUUACUGAGAUUAAAUCAGUGUAAUCAAUACAGAUAUUUGUUUUGCAAUAGCAAAUACUUUUAAAACAGAAAUGUAAAAUACUAUUUUACUGCCAUAUACAGCGCAUCAUUGAAACAGCACACUAAAUAAUACUAUAUAUAUAAAGUGUGUGGUAUAUAGUAGUUGAACAGUGCAAAUAUCUUUUUCCAUGUUUGUAUGUAUACAAAUCUGUGUGCGAACACGUAUUUAUGUGUGUUUGAUGCCUUUUCACUAAGGAAAAUAGUAUUUUAUUACGAAUCAUAAAUAUACAUAUAAUGUUGUAA
Messenger RNA from Schistosoma spindalis, 2628 nucleotides. The record is from the annotation of a GenBank genome assembly. Lineage: Eukaryota; Metazoa; Platyhelminthes; Trematoda; Strigeidida; Schistosomatidae.